Molecule: messenger RNA, 1449 nt
Organism: Branchiostoma belcheri (Belcher's lancelet)
Lineage: Eukaryota; Metazoa; Chordata; Leptocardii; Amphioxiformes; Branchiostomatidae
Product: endoplasmic reticulum resident protein 44-like
Exons: 13
Coding region: 126-1388 (420 amino acids)
Source: RefSeq, a predicted model, not a curated record
AGAUUGGGGUAAAGACGCCAUAUUGGAUUUACCAGCGGGGGUUCGGCAGCCGGGUUUUGCCCUGAGGAAAAAGAAGCGUGAAAAAAUCCUUGAAUUUCUUACGAUUUUUUCAUCGGAAUUCCACGAUGGAUGCGGCUAGGAGACUUAUGAGCUUCCAGUUCACCUUCUUUCUCUUCUAUUUGGCCAGUUUGUUCCAGAACCCAACAGACAGUUCGGCAGUUAUCCUCCAGAAGAACAAUAUUGACGGCGUCCUCAACCACAAUGAGCUGGUGUUUGUCAACUUCUAUGCUGAUUGGUGUCGGUUUAGUAAGAUGUUGGAACCUGUAUUUGAAGAGGCGUCCAACACUGUGCCUACAGCUAUCCAGAAUGUUGUCUUUGGGAAAGUGAACUGUGAUGCGGAAACGGAGGUUGCUCAGAAGUUUGGGAUCUCCAAAUACCCGACCCUGAAGCUGUUCCGUAACGGUCGCGUGCAGAAGCGCGAGUACAGAGGUCAGAGGUCGGUGGAGGCCUUCAAGGAGUACAUCGAAGAGCAGAUGAAGAGUAACAUCAAGCAGGUCAACGACCUCAAGGAGCUCAAUGACAUCGAUAGUAAGAAGAGAAACAUCAUUGGUUACUUCAAUAGCAUGGAUAGUCCGGAGUACAAGACCUUUCAGCAAGUAGCCAGCAACCUUAGGGAUGAUUGUGACUUCACUGUAGCAGUUGGAGAGAUAUCCAAAAAGGAAAGGCUAUCUGGUGACAACAUCAUCUUUAGACCCCCAAGAACUAAGGACCAGGACAUGGUGUACCUUGGUUCACUGGUCAACAAGGACCUACUGACCGCCUGGUCAACAGACAAGUGUGUGCCACUGGUCAGGGAGAUCACAUUCGAAAACGGGGAGGAGCUGACAGAAGAAGGUCUGCCUUUCCUUAUCCUGUUCCACAACCCUGAAGACGCUCAGAUUGUCCAGAAGUUUAACCAGAUUGUUAGCAGAGAGCUGCUGCAUGAAAAAGGAAACAUCAAUUUCCUGAUAGCUGAUGGUACAAAGUUCACCCACCCUCUGCACCACCUGGGGAAGUCUACCAAAGACCUGCCUGUGUUGGCUAUAGACAGCUUCAGACACAUGUACCUGUUCCCUGAUAUCUCACAGAUGAGUGUACCUGGGAAGUUGAAACAGUUUUGUGCCGAUCUCCACUCGGGGAAACUCCACAGAGAGUUCCACCACGGACCCGACCCAACCCAACCUCCACAGAUAGCCGGGCAAGAUCAACAACAACAACAACAACAACAACAACAACAGGGAGGCGGCACCGCCCCACAAGAAAAGAGGCCCACCACCCCGCCCGAGAGUCAGUUUAUAAAGCUGGCACCAAGCAAGAACAGAUACACUUUACUUCGCGAUGAGCUCUGAACAUUACAUAGCGUCUGUCCACAGUUUAUACAUGGAGGAAAAAUAUACCUUUAGGCCACAC